UUCCAGUUGAUUUCCAGUUAGUUCAAUUGUUUUAGUGCGCAAUAGUAGUUGGUCUUACAAGAGUUUGAGCUCGGACGAAUAAGUGGAGCAGUCGUCUUUUAAAAAACCAACUUUUGAAUGAGCCUGAAUUAAAAUGGCAGCUCUAAUACGUACAAAAGUGGAGCUUUUCUAUGAUGUCGUUUCCCCAUACAGUUGGUUUGGAUUUGAGGCGUUAUGUCGGUAUCGGCCGCAUUGGAAAAUGGAUCUAGUUCUUCGGCCAUUUUUUCUAGGAGGAGUAAUGAAUGAAACAGGCAACAGGCCACCAAUGAUGGUUCCAUCUAAAGGCUUGUACAUGCAAAAAGAUCUUUUAAGAAAUGCUGCUUACUUUGGAAUUCCAUUGAAGUUAAUAGAGGAUCCUUUUAAUGUAAUGAUUGAGAAGGGAACUUUGAGAGCUCAAAGAUUUCUUACUGCUAUUGCUCACGAACACCCCGAACAUGUUGAGGGUGUUUCGCGCGAACUUUGGACUAGAAUUUGGUCAAGAGGGGAAGAUAUUGUAGAAAAUGAAAGUUUGCGUCUUGCUGCAAAGGCAGCAAACAUGAAAGAUUUUGACAUACAAAAAUGUUUCAAGUUGAUGGAUGAUUCCACUGUGAAAUUGGCUUUAAAGAAAUCUACCGAAGACGCCAUUGAGCAUGGGAACAUCACAUUAAAUAUAUAUGCAUUGAUAAUAUUAGGCUUUUGGCGCACCUACCAUUGUUGUUCACUCAAAGGAUAACCCGGAAAUGUUUUUCGGCUCGGACCGUUUUCCUUUGAUUGCGCAAAUGAUGAAUGAAGAAUGGAAAGGUCCUUUUCCAGAGUAGAAAACUUCUCAAAUUUUUAAAUAUUGAUUAGUAAAAGAUAAAAAGAAGUGUACAGAAGUAUUAGCUUUAGCUUUUUUUUUUUUUGAUUAAUAUUCUUGCUAAUCUUGCCCUUGGAAAUUUGUGAUUAAAGACAUCAGUUUGAUAAUAAAAUGUAAUAUGGUAGAUUUUA
Daphnia pulicaria is the source of this 1005-nucleotide messenger RNA. Its product is annotated as glutathione S-transferase kappa 1-like. Gene Ontology annotation, cellular component: peroxisome; mitochondrion. NCBI's taxonomy places the organism in Eukaryota, Metazoa, Arthropoda, Branchiopoda, Diplostraca, Daphniidae. The record is from RefSeq and is a predicted model, not a curated record. The transcript has 5 exons. Gene Ontology annotation, biological process: glutathione metabolic process. Gene Ontology annotation, molecular function: glutathione transferase activity; glutathione peroxidase activity. The coding region runs from base 134 to 751 and encodes 205 amino acids.